Cyclopterus lumpus (lumpfish) is the source of this 597-nucleotide messenger RNA. It is a transcript of the gene drc12, whose product is annotated as coiled-coil domain containing 153. The coding region runs from base 4 to 597 and encodes 197 amino acids. NCBI's taxonomy places the organism in Eukaryota, Metazoa, Chordata, Actinopteri, Perciformes, Cyclopteridae. The transcript has 6 exons. The record is from RefSeq and is a predicted model, not a curated record.
AACAUGCCUCCAAAGAAAAAAACGAAAAAGACCACAAAGAAGAACCCAGAAAAAAGUGAAAAUGACUUGGAAGCAAAGUAUAGGCGCAGCAUUCUGGACGUAGCCAUCCUACAGGAUCACAUUGCCUUACAGUGUGAGUCUGUAAAAAAGGUCCAGUCUGAUAGAAUUGACCUGAGGAGAUGCAUGAGACACAUGGAGCAGAAGCUGCAGCAUGAGAGGCAAGACCACAGGGACGUCCACUCUGAACUCAGUCGCCAGUACAACACCAUGCAGACAGAGCUGACCAACAAAGUACAGAGGAUGGAGAAAGAGGUCAGCCAGCUGUCAGAACAACUUGUGAUGUGUCAGGAGGAACUGAGUAAAGAGACAAGAGAGCGUGAGCAGGUGGAAAGGGAAAAAGAUGCCACCAUAGCUGACCUCCAACACAAGCUGGACAACAUGGAGACAGACUAUGAGAAGAUCCUGCACGAGAAUCUAGACAGUCUGACUUCUCAGCUGUCUGCGGCUCAACAGGGAUGGGAGGACAAGAGCACAAUCAUUCAUCAAAAUUACAAGGAACUGCUCUCUGAAUUUGGCCUGAAUGCACGCCACAUCUGA